This is a messenger RNA of Eimeria tenella, 813 nucleotides long. RefSeq names its product ubiquitin fusion degradation domain-containing protein, putative. Gene Ontology annotation, molecular function: polyubiquitin modification-dependent protein binding. The record is from RefSeq and is a predicted model, not a curated record. NCBI's taxonomy places the organism in Eukaryota, Apicomplexa, Conoidasida, Eucoccidiorida, Eimeriidae. Bases 1 to 813 code for a protein of 270 amino acids. The transcript has 5 exons. Gene Ontology annotation, cellular component: VCP-NPL4-UFD1 AAA ATPase complex.
AUGCAACAAGCUGGAAUUCUUUUGACUCAACUUGUAUUUCUUUUGUCCCUAAAACAUAUAUCCAGCAGCAGCAGCAGCAGUAGCAGCAGCAGCAGCAGCAGCAGCAGCCGCAGCCGCAGCCGCCGCAGAAGCAGCAGCAACGUGCUCAGUGGAGGCCACGCAUACUGCGUGAACGAUUACGCAGCAGCAGCAGCAGCAGGAAAUAGCAUACGCAGCAAGAGCAGCAGCAACAGCUGCAGCAGCAGCGACAGCAGCAGCAGCAGCGGCAGUAGUAGCAGCAGCAGCUGCAAGUACAACUUCUGCGGCCGCACGAGCUGCAGCAGCAGCAGCAACGGCGGAGCCGCGUUGCACUUGUCACUGGGAGACAGAAGAUUCCUCCCCCUGCAGGGUUGGGACCUGGGCCGCAGCGUGGCCAAUUUCUGGGGCGGAGGCGGCGAAGAAGCAAGAGAAGGGUUUAAUGCCACUUACACAGCUUAUCCCGUUUCGUUUGCUGCAAAGGACCACCUCGAGAGCGGCAACAAAAUCUUGCUGCCGCCGUCGGCUCUUCACGCGCUCGCGCGUCUGCACAUAUCCUGGCCGAUGCACUUCCGCAUUUGCAACACUGCUAAGGACAAACUGACCCACUGCGGGGUGUUGGAGUUCGUGUCGGAGGAAGGCACGUGCUACAUGCCCUACUGGAUGAUGCAAAACCUCCAGCUCGAAGAGGGGGGACUUGUUAGUGUUUCGGAUGUCUCUUUGCCGAAGGGGACUUACGUGCAGCUGCAGCCCCUCGAAACGGAGUUUUUGGAAAUCAGCAACCCCAAGGCCCUGUAA